Molecule: messenger RNA, 626 nt
Organism: Zea mays
Lineage: Eukaryota; Viridiplantae; Streptophyta; Magnoliopsida; Poales; Poaceae
Product: phospho-2-dehydro-3-deoxyheptonate aldolase 2, chloroplastic-like
Exons: 2
Coding region: 13-423 (136 amino acids)
Biological process (GO): aromatic amino acid biosynthetic process
Molecular function (GO): 3-deoxy-7-phosphoheptulonate synthase activity
Source: RefSeq, a predicted model, not a curated record
GUGAGCAACAAAAUGAACCCCAGUGAGUUGGUGAAGCUGAUUGAGAUUCUGAACCCUUCAAACAAACCUGGAAGGAUCACCAUAAUUACAAGGAUGGGGGCAGAGAGCAUGAGGGUGAAGUUGCCUCAUCUCAUCCGUGCUGUUCGCAAUGCUGGACUAAUUGUCACAUGGAUUACUGAUCCUAUACAUGGAAACACCAUCAAGGCCCCUUGUGGCCUGAAGACUCGUCCAUUUGACUCCAUUCUGGCAAUAAAGAUGACAAAUCUGCAGGUUUGCCAACAUGAGCAGUUUAUACUUGCUUCCCCGCACCCUCCACUUCCUUGUCGUCGUGCUGAUUCCAAAUCAAGGGGUAGUGAUCCGGAAGGAGACUAUGAUUUUUGUAAGUGCGAGGCUCAAGAUCUUAUUCAAGGAAGGUGGCUAUGAUACUUUUGAUCCUCUGUUCCUCAACUUGAUUGCAUCUAUGCAGCACUACAACCAGAUUGAAGCCCAGUCUGCUGCUAGCAUGACACCUAUGUGGACCAUAUGCAAUAUGUGUAUGAUAGGAUGUGUCAUGCGUGAGUUGAUAUAUGUUAACUGAAUUGGCAAAACACUUGAUAUAUGUUAAUAUAUGUUGACCCCAAUGAUUC